Messenger RNA from Plasmodium berghei ANKA, 2973 nucleotides. Its product is annotated as conserved Plasmodium protein, unknown function. Lineage: Eukaryota; Apicomplexa; Aconoidasida; Haemosporida; Plasmodiidae. The transcript has a single exon. The record is from RefSeq and is a predicted model, not a curated record. Bases 1 to 2973 code for a protein of 990 amino acids.
AUGAUGCUUUUUAAAAGACGAGAUAAUAACAAUGAAAAUAAUAAGGAUGAAACACAAAAAUGUAAUAACAAAAAUAAUGGAUAUAUAAAUGACGAAUCAGAGGCGAAAAUAAAUAAUGAAGAAAAAGAAUUUUAUUUAAAAAAAAAUGAAAAAAAUUCUUCAUAUAAUAAUAGAAGUUGCAGUGAAAAUGGUAAUAUAUAUAAUUCUGAUCAAAAUAAUUUAUUGACAAAAGUUGAAAAAAAUAAAAACCGAAAUUCCCCUGACCGCUAUGAAAGAAAAUAUCAUAGUAACUCUGGGACAGAUAAUGAAUUAUCUUUAAUACAAAAUAAGUUAAGAAAUAGAGAUAAAUCAAAUAAUUCUAGUGUAAAUAUUUAUAAAAAUAGAAAAAGAAAAAACUCAGCAUAUAGUAAUGAACAUAAUUAUAAUGAUUGGAAAAUGAGAAGAAAUCAAAUAAAUACAAAACACUAUGAAUAUAAAUAUGUUAAGGACAAUGAAGUGUGUAAAAGAAAAGGAGAAGAUACAUUGAUAAAUAAGGAUACUGAUGUAGCAAUUAUGAGAAAAUUGAGUAAUGAUAAAUAUGAUAAUAUUGAUAAUAGAUUUUUACAUAUACCAAAAAAUAAAUAUAUUCAAACAAAUAAUUAUAAUAAACAAUUUUUUGAAAAAAAAAAAUACAAUUAUUAUUAUCAAUACCAAAAUAAAACUUAUAAAAAUAAUUAUUAUCAAAAAGAAAGAAGUGAUUCAAAAUAUUUUUAUGAUUAUAAAAAUAAUAAUAAUAAUAAUUCUUAUUAUUAUAACACAGAAAAAACAAAAGAAAAAUAUUUUUAUCGUUCUUUAUCUCAGAAUGAACCAUAUAACGAUGAAGAUAAAUUUUCCAAUACUUACAAAAAUGAUAGAUAUCAUGAAUCGAAACCUCAAUAUAAAUUUGAUUCAAAAAAAAGGAAAAGAGAUAAAAGUGAAAGUGAAAACAGAAAUAGAAAAACAUAUCGAAAAAACGAACGAUCAAAAUCAUGUAAUUCUAACCAAAAUGAUAAUGAAUCUUAUAAAGAGAAUAAUCAUUAUAUUUGUGAUAAAGAAAAUGACAAAUUUAGCGAUAAAGGUUCGGUAUAUGAAAAAAAGGAAAAGUAUGAAACUCAAAAUGUAGAAAAUUAUGAAAAAAUAAACAAGGACAAGCAAAAAGAAAUAACUGGCCAAUAUUAUAAACAAGAAGAAUGUGAUGAUUCCACACAAAAUUAUAAAAAUAAAAAAAAUAGUGAUAAUUUUAAUGAUUCAGAAAAAGGAGAAACUAAUCACAAUAGCUAUAAUCAGGAUCAUAAUAAAAAAGAUAAUAAUUAUUAUAUGGAUAAAGAAUAUCAUUAUGGAAGAAAAUUGACACAUAAAGAUUAUAGCAUAUGUGAUGAAAACAUAUAUUUUGAAACUGAUAAGAAAUAUAAUAAUAAUGCUAGCGAUCAAGAUAGUUAUAGGGAAUAUGAUAAAGACGAGCAUGCAUAUUGUAGUGAUGAUUCAGAUACUACACAUGAAAAUAAAAAAAAUAUAGAAUAUGUUUAUAUCAAAAGUGAAGUAAAAAUUAAUUUAGAUAAUGAUGCAGAUUUAACAAAUUGGGUUGAUUUUGAUGAAAAUGAUAAAACUGAUGAAAAUGAUUGUAUUCAUAUAAAAUUUAGAAACUUUUUAUUGAGAAGCUAUGUUAAAUCAUAUAAAAUAUUCCAUCAUGAUGAAUACAAAGAUACUAAGUACAUAGCUGAUAAGGAUAUGGACAACGAAAAUAAAAGUGGAUAUAAUAAAAAACAUAGUGAUAUACAUAUUCCCUAUGAUUCAAAAAAAUAUAAUGAAAAGAAUAAUGAUGAUGAUGAAUAUACAAACUUAGGAUUAAGAGGCAUGGAAAAUAAAAAAAUAAAAACUGAAGAAAGUUAUAGGGGAGAAAAUAUACCUACUAAUAUAUCACAUAAUUAUAGAAACAUAGAAGGAAAUUAUAAAAAGGAUUCAUAUUAUACUGAAAGUGCUAUGCAAUAUGAAACAAAAAAAAAAAAUUAUGAGUAUGACGAUAAAAAUUACUAUAAAUGGGAUAAUAAAUAUGAAUAUGAAAAUGGUAGGAAAAAUUAUGAUGAUAAUGAAAAAGGAAACAAACGUGGUAGUAUCAAUGAAGAAGCCCGAUAUUAUUAUAUCAAUAGAUAUUCGAAUAAAGAAAAAUAUGAAAAUAAUAAAAUAAAUUAUAAAGAAAAUUACGAAAAUAAGGAUUAUUCUAAAUAUUAUAAUAACAAUAAUCGUUACACUAAUUAUAAUAAUUUUAUGCGAUGUGAUACUUCAAUAAACUCAGAAACCAAUACAAAGACAAAGAAAUAUAAUAGUAUAAAUAAUAAUGAAUCGGAUUAUACUUAUUAUAAUAAACAUGAUGAUUAUGAUAAAAAUAACAAAUAUUAUUCACAAAAAUAUGAAAGAAAUCGUGAUUAUAGAUAUUCCCAAAAUCAAUAUAAACAUUCCCCAAAUGAUGACAAUGACAUAAACAAAUGGAGAGGAAGAAAUUAUAAUACUAAAAAAAACAGUUUAGCCAACAAACAAAAUGGUGAUGAUAAUUAUUUUGAUUUAAAAAACGUACCACAACAAUAUGAUUCUAGUCAUAGUGGUAUACUAAAUGAAGACAGAGAUGAACAUUCUGAUUUGAAAAGUGUACCAGAUCAUAUAAUUAACAUAAUAAAUGAUAUGAACAGUUCAUACGAAAUAAAAGGGAGUGUUGAUUUAUUAAAUUUAAAUGGAGUAAAAUCGUUUAAAAUGCCUAAGGAUUUUAAUACAAUUAAUGAAAUUAAUAGUACUCACAAAUUCUUAGAAUUUUUAAGAAAAAAACAACAAGCAAAAAAAAAAUGGAAAAUGAUUGCAAAAAAUAUAUUGCAAGAAGAAUUUCAAAUUUUAUUUAAUUCAAUAAAUUACGAAGUUAACGAAGCGAAAAUUAAAUAUUUAAGCAACUCGCUCGCGACUAUGUAG